Fragaria vesca subsp. vesca is the source of this 1718-nucleotide messenger RNA. RefSeq names its product legumin B-like. The transcript has a single exon. Lineage: Eukaryota; Viridiplantae; Streptophyta; Magnoliopsida; Rosales; Rosaceae. Gene Ontology annotation, molecular function: nutrient reservoir activity. Bases 34 to 1521 code for a protein of 495 amino acids. The record is from RefSeq and is a predicted model, not a curated record.
CAAAGCUAGCUAUAUCUAACACUGAUCAUUACAAUGGCCAAGCAUUUAGCUCUCUCAUUUUCUCUUUGCUUGCUCGUUCUCUUUCAAGGCUGUUUAGCCAUUCGUCAACAAUGCCAGUCCAGCCAGCAAAAUGUGUGCAUGCUGAACCAGAUCCAAGCUCGCGAGCCUGACAACCGUAUUGAGACCGAAGCGGGUCGGAUCGAGUCAUGGGACUACAACCAGGAUGACUUCCAGUGCGCCGGUGUUGCUGUUCAAAGAUUCACCAUCGAGCGUAAUGGCCUUCACUUGCCUUCUUACACCAACACUCCAAGGCUUGUUUACGUUGUGCAAGGUAGAGGUCAUCUAGGGUUGGUCUUCCCUGGCUGCCCGGAGACCUUUGAGGAGUCUGAGCAAUCUAUUGAAGAACAACAGCAGCAACAAGGCCACCGCCAGCGACACGGACGGCGACAAGGAAAGUUCGGAGAGCAAGAGCAACAAGAGUUUGAGCAGCUAGACCGACACCAGAGGGUGCGAGUCAUCAAGCAAGGUGAUGUCAUCGCAGUCCCCGCCGGAGUCACAACAUGGACCCACAAUGACGGUGAUCAAUCUCUCGUCUAUGUUACUCUCUUAGACAUCAGCAACAACCACAACCAGCUUGACCAAAACCCAAGGCGAUUCUAUCUUGCUGGUAACCCACAAGAUGAGUUCAACUUCAACCAACAACAAGGCCAGAGCCAACAGAGACGACCAGGACAACAAGGAAGGAGCAUGAAGCACCAACAGCAGGGAAACAACAACAACAACAUCUUCUCCGGCUUCGAGGCUCGGCUCCUCGCCGAUGCUCUCAACAUCGACCAGCAGACUGUCCAGCAGCUCCAGGGACAGAGCGACAACAGGCCACAAAUCAUUAGGGUUGAGGGACGUUUCGACUUUGUCGAGCCACCAGAGUCAAAGAGCGAGGAAAGACAGUUACAAGGCCAUAAUGGCUUUGAGGAGGUAUUCUGCCACAUGAAGAUCAAGCAGAACAUCGGCAACCCUUCCAUGGCUGACGUCUUCAGCCCGCAAGCCGGUCGCAUCAGCACCCUCAACAGCUUCAGCCUGCCUAUUCUCAGGUUCCUUCGCCUCAGUGCCGAGAGAGGCUUCCUUUACAACAAUGCUAUCCACAGCCCCCACUGGAACUUGAAUGCACAUGAGAUUAUCUAUGUUAUUAGAGGUAGCGCCAGGGUUCAGGUGGUGAACGACAGCGGCGAGACCAUUUUAGACGACCAGGUCCGUCAGGGACAGCUCUUCAUCGUGCCACAAAACCACGCCGUGUUGCAGAAGGCCAUGAGCGACGGAUACGAGUACAUUGCCUUCAAGACCGAUGACAAUGCCAUGGUUAACACUCUGGCUGGCAGGACCUCCGUCCUGCGGGCACUACCCGACGUGGUCCUCGCCAACGCGUACCAGAUGGACCGUGAGCAGGCAAGGAACGUCAAGUACAACAGGCAGGAGACUCUUGCUUUGAGCUCAUCAAGGUCCUCCCAAUCCCAGAGGUACUGAUGGGAGCAAAUGAGGAUGUACACAAAUGUGCAGCGGCAAUGUAGUGUUAAUGCAUGUGUUACUUGCUAGCUAAGAGGUAGAGAAUCAAUAAAAGCAGCCUUUUAUGGGUCUAGCUUGUGUACUACGAGAGAUCUAAUGCGCGCACCAUGUAAUCAUACUCUUUUGAUCUAAUAAAAUCUCUUUCUUUUUCUCUCUCC